Messenger RNA from Prorocentrum cordatum, 4659 nucleotides. The record is from the annotation of a GenBank genome assembly. Lineage: Eukaryota; Dinophyceae; Prorocentrales; Prorocentraceae.
GCCGUGGUCAUCCUGGUCCAGGAGCACCACGCCAGGGGUUACGACAGGCUGGCUGCCUUGCAGCAGGCCACGCUGGACCACGAGUACGCGGGGCUCUGGGCGCCAGCCGCCCAGGGGCCCCGCGGCGAGGCAGGCGCCGCUGGCGGGGUGGCGGUGCUGGCGCGCUCGCACAUCACAAUCACCGGCCCGCCUUUCCUGGUGAGCCCCGUGCUUCUGGCAGCGCGGUUGGUGGCCGCCCAUGCGCACUGGGGAGUGGCGGGCGGGUUCGUCGCCAUCUCUCCGUACUUCCACGACAGCGCGGGGUGGAACGCGGACAACCAGCACGCGGCGGCCGUUAUCAUGAAGUACCUGGCCAAACUCAGCGCGGCUGGGAUCGACUGGGUCGUGGGCGGCGAAUUCAACGUGGAGCCCGCGGAAAUUCCUGCGCAGCAGCUCCACGGGGUCUGCGGGCUGUGGGCGGCGGCAGAGGAUGCCACCUGCAGGCCGCGUGCCGGGGCCUGGUCGACGCCGGACUACUUCCGCUUCGCAGCCAACCUCGCUCCGAGGCUUGGCAGGCCGCAAGUCGACGAGUACGGCGCGACGAAGCCGCACCUGCCCGUCGCAAUGGAGAUGCACGCGCAAGACCUUCCGUCGCAGGCACGGGCGGUGAGGGGCCCGCGGCCAACCGGCCCUGCACCGCCCGCGUGCUGCAGCCGCGGCGCCGAGGACUGGCGCGCGCAGCCGUCAGCCGAGAGCACCUCCCAGAGGCAUUGGGCGCUGUUGUGGCUGCGGCCGAGCAAGAAUUUCUGGGCCGCUACGACGCCGUCGGGCACGGCAGGACCGCGCUUGGUCGCAGGCCGCGCCGCGCCGCGUGGCGUCGAGGCGGCGGCGUACCUCGACAAGAUCAUCGCCAGCCGCGGCACGCUGGCGCUGCUGCCGCACUGGGCCGACUUAGCGGGCCAGGCGUCGAGGGUCGUGGAGUACGCAAACGGUCAGUAUGAAGCGGUCAUUGUGGCGCAGCAAAAGGAGUGGGCCAAGUGGGCCAACGAGUCCUUCUCCCACGGCGCUGGCCGCGCCCAUCGGUGCUCCAAGGUCAGGGACUUGCAGGUGUCUGGCAUGGCCAGCAGCAGGGCGCGAGCCCGCACCUGGGCGAUCGGGAGAUGCAGCCGCGGGCAAAGGUGCGGCGGUGCCAUGGUCUGCCGCAGGACGGCAUGUAUGUUCGUGCGCAGCUCUUCAUGCGCAUGGAGAAGUUGGGCGCAUGGCCUGAUGGGCCGCUUGUGGCGCGCCAUGUGUCGGCUGCCCAAGCCCUCUGGAGGGUGCCGCCUCAUCGCGCUCAUGAAUUCUAUGGUGCGCUGGUGGUCGCGGGCGUGGGCGGACAUCUCCAAGGGCUGGCUCACUCAGCACCCCAGCGUGGGCACCUGGGGGCUCGGCGCGGGCAGGUCGUCGUCUGAUGCAGCGUUCGACCUGAACCUCGAGACCGAGGUGGCGGUCGCGUUGGAGAAGCAGGUGGACACCGUGCUCCUGGACGCCUGGGAGUUCUUUGAGGCGGUGGCCCCCGAGGCCCUCAUCCAGGAGGCGCGGCUGCUCAAGAUGCCGCUGCCGCUGGUCUGGCUCUUGGUGGAGCUGUGCAGGCAGCCCGGGCGGCUGCAAGCGUUCGGCUCAGUGUCCUACGAGGUUGUGUCUUACCAGGGGGUGCUGGCCCUCGUAGACGACGUCACUCUUCAGUGGGUCACGACCGCGGGUAGCAACGUCAGCGUCUUGCGGGCCGAGGUCACGCGCUUCCGCGAGGAGGCCAAGCAACUGGGCAUCAUCGUGCAGCCCGCCAAGUCUGGCUGCGUGACCUCGUCCAUGGGCCUAGCCGCAGAGAGCAGGAAGCAUGCGGGAUACCGCGGCCUGCAGCUGCUCCACUGGGCUCGCAAUCUAAGGCAUGACCUUGGAGGAGGCAGGAUCCAGCGACGGCUGACCAAGCUGCUGCUGAAGGCUCUGGCGCGGCGGCGAGGGCGCCUGGCGGCGCUGAAGCGCGGUGCUGCUGGCCGCAAGGUCACCGUGCUGCGGCGCACGGGGCUGCUCCCUAGCGCCGGCCACGGCGCGGGCGUCGUGGGCAUCUCCGACGACGAGUUGCAGCGGCUGCGGGCUGAGGCGACGGUGGCGCUCGUGGUCAGGAACUCCAGCUGGGCCUGGGAGCAGAGGACAUCGUUGGGCAGGCUUCAGCGAGCGUGGGCCUCCAUCGCGCAGCGGCUGGUCGAGAAGCCGACGCGGGGGCUGGCGCGCGGCCCGAUCGCCUCGACGACGCUCGCGCUCUGGAGGAUCGGAUGGUAUAUGCGGUCCAGCCUGGUGCUGGCCACUGACGAGGAGCAGCGCAUCAACCUGCUCGCCACCUCGCCGUCGGACUUCAAGGCUUACCUCGUCGAGGGGGUCAGCCGCUGGCAAGGGCGGCAGAUCCUGGGCCGCUUCGACGGCGCGCAGCCAACGGGGCCGAUCUGGAUGCAGGUCCUGAGGCUGUGCGUCGGCAGCAAGUGUGCCGCUGCAAGUUAUGUUGCGAAUAGGUCGUCGGUACAGCAGGACGCCCUCCAUGAUCGACUGCGACAGAUAGGGGCAACCAUGCGUGACAAGGGCCUGCAGGCAGGCGGCGUGGGGGUCGCUGACUUCGGCGGGUUCGCGCACGAGGUCGGGCCCCCCGCGAUGCCGCCGCGCGUGCCGCCUGCGGCCGACGAGGCGGAGGUCGGGCUUUGGGGCGACUGGAGCGGCACGAGCGACGAGCAGCGCGGGAACAUUGCGUUCACCGAUGGCUCGGGCUUUGCGAGCAGCAUGCCCAAGCUGAGGCGCUGCGGGUGGUCGCUGGUCCAGCACGGCUGCAACGGGGCGCCCGUUCGCGCGGCAUUCGGGGCCCUUCCUGGCCGCCUGCAGACGGCGGGUCGCGCCGAGCGACACGCGCUCCUGCAGGUCACCAAGCUCCUGGGGCAGCAGGCGCGAUUCGUGGCCACCGACCUGCUGGCGCUGGCCCAGGAGGCUAGCAGCUGGGAGCCAGAGCUGGAGCGAGCCAAGGCGGUGCGCGCCGCGGUGUGGAGGCACCUGCGGCAGCAGCCAUGCCGCCCCGAGGUGUCCUGGGCCCCCGCGCACCAGGACGUCGACGGGCACCUGGUGGCGGGGCUUCACCCAGUGCUGUACGCGGGCAACCUGCGGGCGGACCGGUUCGCCAAGCAGGGGGCAUUGCAACGCGCGGUGCCCCAGGUGCACACGGAGUUCUACGCCGUCGAGGUGCAAUACUUCGAGCAGGUGGCGGACUACAUCGAAUGGGCUAGGCAGCGCUGCCUGGCCAUCGGUGACUGGGCCCCCCCGAGGCCGAACCCUUGGUUGCACGAGGGCGGCGGCCGUGGCGUGGCGCUGCACCUCGGGCAUCGGCUGCUGCGCGCGGGGCCCGCCAUCUUUGGCGAGGUCUGCGUCGCGCGGAUGCAGGCCCGAGCGGCGAGGGGGCUGCAGAAGGCGCGCUGCGGGCCGCCCACCGACAAGGGGCACCACCAGCGCACCUACGUCAGCAACCUGGUGGCCAGGAGGGACAGGUCGCUGCGUGGUCUGGACCCCAAGACGGGCAGGCCAUGGGCCACGGGCACGCUGGUGCACGACGAGCGCAGUUCGGUCGACGACAGCUCCGCGGAAGGCACCGAUGAGGCCCCGCUGGCGGACGCGCAGAGGACCGCGACGCGCGGAUCUCCCGCAGCGCCGUGUGGCGGGCGCACGAAGGAGGCCCAGACGGCGGAUGCGCAGGAGACUGCGACACGCGGAGCUCCCGCAGCGCUGCGAGGCGAGCGCGCGGAGGAGGCCCCGCUGGCGGAAGUGCGGGGGACCGCGAAAUGCGGGGCUCCCGAGCUGCCGAGAGGCGGGCGCGCGGAGGCCAGCCGCCUGCUCGCGGAGGUCGUGGCGCGCCGCAGCGUUCGUGCGGCGCCAGCGCCGUCCUGGCAGGAGCGGCUGGAAGUGCUGCGGCGACGCGUGGCGACGCGCGAGGCUGGCCCGGCGCGCGUUGCCGCUGGUGGGGCUGGCAGUGUUCCCAAAGCGCAGGUCGGGGAGGCGUUGGCCGACACGGGGGCGGCGCCUGCGGGUUUUGCCGCGCGGCUGCGGCGGCGCGGCAUCCCCGCGGCGCGACCGCCGCCCAGGGCGGCCCUGCCGCAGCGGCCGCCGCGGCCGCUGGCCCUGGAGCGCAGCCUGGACCGCUGGGGGCGCUGGUGGAUCGAGACGCUGCUCGACGCCGACGGCGCGGCCAGCGACUGGCUCGACCACUGCGUCCAGUGCGCGGAGGCGGUCCUCGCCCAGCCCAGGUGCCGGCGUUUCCUCAGGGCGAUGGGCAGCACGGCUCGGCAGCUGGCGGAGGCGUGGUGCCGCCGCGCCUGGAGCCGCGGAGUGAAGCUGCGCGGUGCCUACGCCAGGAAUCGCUCGGGCCUCACGCUGAGCCAGCGGUGCGUCAUCGACAGCAUGCGGAGGUGCGAGGUGUACUGCCUCCGCAGCUGGCCGGCGGCGCCCGCGGGCCUGCCGCCCGCGCUGGGCUGGGCUCAGGCGGCGCGCUGCAGGCCGCGGCCUGGGGUGGCGGCGGCGCCUCGCGAAGGCCAGGGCCGCCUCGGCGCGCGGGCGACGUCGCAGGACAACGGCGGCGGCGAGGGCAGCGACGCGGGCGAAGGCGUUGCCUGA